GUUUCUUUCACCAUUGCAUUGUCUCAAACUUCAAGUAGGGUUAUUUGUUGGCCAUUAUCUCACAAUGUGGGGUAUGUGCAUGCUCUUCCAUUAAGCUUCCUAAUCCUUGAAAAAAUAUGUAUAGGACAAUACCAUGUGAUCCCUUGUCCUUCACUUGACCCUAUCACAGCUCACCAAAUUACAUUCACUGAUUAAUUGGUUUGUAGAGGCCCUUAGAAACUAUAUAUACAUUAUUCCUUGGAUUCUCAAAUCAACAUAAAUCUUUUGCAUUCUGAAUUAUAAGAAUUCAAAUAUUUCUUUCUCAUCCAAUCCUCUGCCAUCAUCAGUAUCUUUUUGUGAGGAGCCAUACAUAAUAAAAACAAUGGGUUUCCGCAUAGCAAAGCUUAUCAGAAUGCCAUCAUUUUCCAAAACACAAGAGACUGCCAAGGGACUUGAAGUCCCAAAAGGCUAUCUCGCAGUCUAUGUUGGAGAUAGAAUGAGGCGGUUCGUGAUUCCAGUAUCAUAUUUGAGCCAGCCAUCGUUUCAAGAAUUACUAAAUCAAUCAGAAGAAGAAUUUGGAUAUGAUCAUCCAAUGGGUGGUCUUACAAUUCCUUGCGGUGAAGAUGCUUUCUUACAACUCACUUCUCGCUUAAGUGAUUUGUAAAUCAUGCUAAUGGAGAUUAAGAUAGAUUUUUAUUUUUUUUGGAUACAGAUUAAGAUAGAUUAGUUGAGGCUAAUUUGCUCAGAUGACAAUUUUUUCUGUUAUUAAUAUUUUUUUUCAUUUUGUUUCUUCCAUGUAUCAAUCAUUCCUACGGAAACAAAAUGUUCCCUCAAUGAUAAUGUUAUCACAACUCUUCAAUUAUUUUUA
Medicago truncatula (barrel medic) is the source of this 847-nucleotide messenger RNA. Its product is annotated as auxin-induced protein 10A5. NCBI's taxonomy places the organism in Eukaryota, Viridiplantae, Streptophyta, Magnoliopsida, Fabales, Fabaceae. The transcript has a single exon. The record is from RefSeq and is a predicted model, not a curated record. Bases 362 to 643 code for a protein of 93 amino acids. Gene Ontology annotation, biological process: response to auxin.